AUGAAACAAAAGACUACUAUUUGGAUGUCCAACACGGGAAACGACAAAGGUCAUUUGCAGCACCUGACCGACCAUCUCCGUUCCAACGAAAUACCACACUCGACCGAAUACUCAGAAGACAAUUCAGUAGAAUUAAGCCUUCGGAAGUUAAGUGCACACCCGAAGGCCGUCUAUCAGAAAUACAAUAAGGCGUUUCAAGGCGUGCGAUAUGAGGUCGUGACUUUGGGUCUAGAAUCCUUGCAGUCAUUCCUCGGUGAGCAAUUUGAAUCCGUUCUCCAAUUGAACCCGAUAGAAUCUGAAACCCCGAGCGCAUCUCAAAGCGAAGCCAGCUCAGCCAGCUCGGCGAGUACUAGACGUUCUCUCCGACUCAGAGGUCAAAGAAACAACUCAGCUGGCUCUUCUGGGUCGAUUGGUAAAGCCGCUUCCUCAAGCACUGGAAAGGAUGAUGUCUUCGCCGUACCUGCGGGGCUUGACAAGACUCUUUUGGAGGAAAAGCAUACAAACAAUAAGAGAGCAAGUGAAAUUGAAAUCUCUAACUUUAGAGAUGAUCCUGUACUCACAGAAUCACGUCGGAAACGAGCUCGAAAGAGUCAGAACUAG
Botrytis sinoallii is the source of this 600-nucleotide messenger RNA. RefSeq lists its product as uncharacterized. The transcript has a single exon. NCBI's taxonomy places the organism in Eukaryota, Fungi, Ascomycota, Leotiomycetes, Helotiales, Sclerotiniaceae. Bases 1 to 600 code for a protein of 199 amino acids. The record is from RefSeq and is a predicted model, not a curated record.